Molecule: messenger RNA, 3680 nt
Organism: Tachyglossus aculeatus (Australian echidna)
Lineage: Eukaryota; Metazoa; Chordata; Mammalia; Monotremata; Tachyglossidae
Gene: SPART
Product: spartin
Exons: 9
Coding region: 221-2227 (668 amino acids)
Biological process (GO): negative regulation of BMP signaling pathway; cell division
Cellular component (GO): plasma membrane
Source: RefSeq, a predicted model, not a curated record
UGGGCCUGUUUUGCUCGGUCAUAGUCACAGGCCCUUGUGAAAGUGGUAAGGGCUGGUAGUUUAUACGUCUUUGGCCCUAGAUUUAGAGGGGGGCAUUAUUAUUAUUAUGGUCAUCAUUAUUAUUAAUCAAUCAUGUAAGUGUCUGAAGCGCCAUCCUACAACUACUAGAGGCCUUAGUAAUAGGGGGUGAUAGUCCCUAACCCUGUGCAGGACGUAAGUAAUGGAGCCGGCCGCCAGUCCGGAGACCGAAGACCCCGAAAGUGUCAGACUCAUCAAAGAAGCCUAUAAGAAGGCAUUUCAAUUUGUUAAUAAAGGACUGAACACCGAUGAACUGGGUCAGAAGGAAGAAGCAAAGCGUUACUACAAGCAAGGACUAGAACACCUCCACCGAGGAAUCAGCAUUCCCUCAGCGGGGUCCGAGCGCACUGGGCCUCAGUGGGACUCUGCUAGACAGAUGCAGCGGAAGAUGCAAGAGACCUUGCAGAAUGUCAACUCCAGGCUGGGCAUCCUGGACCAGAGUCCUUCGGCCCUUCCCGACACGAGCAGUGACCCUCAGGGGUUGCCCAAAUUAUAUCCAGCGUUGCCCCCUAAGCCAGAUAGACCCCCACUGCCUCAGUCUCUGAUUUCACCACCUCAGUCUCCGAAAGUAAAUGGAAAAAUUCCAACUACGAGUGUGGGGCCUGCCAGUCCUCCGUCUUCAGACGCUCCUUGUGGUCCAGGCGACGCACCGCCUGCUUAUACGCCCCAGGCUGCAGACGGACACUACACUGUGUCCUAUGGCACUGAUUCUGGGGAGGUUUCAUCUGUUGGAGAAGACUAUUACGCAAAUUCAGCUCAGCCCCCUCCUCUCGAGAGCCUAGGGGUAGAUGCGGAAGAGUUGAUUUUGAUUCCCAGUGGAGUACAGAUUUUCUUUGUGACUCCCGAAGGACAGGUCAGCGCACCUUCGUACCCCGGGUACCUGCGCAUUGUGAAGUUUUUGGACACCACCAGUGAAGCGGCCCAGUCUCGUCCUCCUGGAUUUCUUCAGGUUUGCGACUGGCUGUAUCCUCUCUUGCCCAACCAAUCUCCUGUCCUGAGUUGCAGUACCGGAGUCUACAUGUUCCCUGAUGCAAUGUCCCAGGUCCCAGGGUCAUAUGUUGGAGUGGUCCUAUCUUCAGAAUUACCAACAGCUGAUCGAGAGCUAUUUGAGGAUCUGUUGCAGCAGAUGUCUGACGUAAGAAUUCAGGCAGGUGAGAUCUGGGCACACAAAGAAGAUGCUCCCCAAAUCCCUAGAGGAGUAAGCAUUCCCUCUGGCCAGUUGGAAGAACAGUCUAGCAGUGGUCUGAGGAAUUUGGGUCCAACACUCAAGAGCAUUAAGGAUGGUCACCGAGUUGAAGGAGGUAGGAAAAAAGCUUUGGAGGCUUCAAGUGAUGGAAUCAAUCUGGGUGAGACUGUACUCUACCAACCAGAGCAUGAAGACAAAAAGCCGGAGCUACCCGAGUGGAGCGAGAAAGUGGCUCAUGGAAUUUUAUCAGGUGCAUCGUGGGUGAGUUGGGGUUUAGUCAAAGGAGCAGAAUAUACUGGAAAAGCAAUCCAGAAAGGCGCUUCCAAGCUGCGAGAACAUAUUCGACCUGAAGAAAAGCCAUUAGAAGUUAGUCCAACUGUUUCCAAGGGACUUCAUAUGGCAAAGCAGGCAACAGGAGGAGCCAUGAAAGUCAGCCAGCUCUUAGUUGAAGGUGUGUGUUCUGUAGCGAGUUGUGUUGGAAGAGAAUUAGCCCCACAUGUCAAGAAGCAUGGAAGCAAACUUGUUCCUGAGUCACUUAAGAAGGACAAAGAUGGGAAAUCCCCUUUGGAUGGUGCGAUGGUUGUAGCAGCAAGUGGUGUUCAAGGGUUUUCAACUGUGUGGCAGGGGCUAGAAUGUGCCGCUAAAUGUAUCGUUAAGAGCGUUUCUGAAGAAACUGUACACACGGUUAAACACAAGUACGGAGCGCAGGCUGGAAAUGCUACCGAUAAUGCAAUGAAUUCCGCCAUCAAUGUCGGUGUCACCGCUUUUAACAUUGACAACAUUGGUAUCAAAGCCAUGGUGAAGAAAACGGCCAAGCAGACGGGACAUGCUAUCUUGGAAGAAUAUAAGAUAGUAGAGAAGUCAGAGAAGAGUGCUGGAGAAGAAUCUGGGAUAGUUAGGAAGCCAGAGGGAAAAGACGAAGAGCCUAAAAUCAUUAAAAAGCCAGAAAAGAAAAACAAGUGACCCAUCUACUGUGAAUUACGCAUAGCCUUAAAAUAUGGAUGUAACUUAUCUAAAGUUGUGGAAUACUUCUACUCUAACCACUUAUAUUUUUAAAGUAUAAAAAUUUCUUCAAGUAUUACAUAAAAUUCAAAGUGCAAAGUCUGCUUAUAAGUAACUAAUUCCUACUUCUGUGAAGAUAAAGCACUUGGUUUCUAGAAAUUACACUGUAGCAAAGUUUUGGGUGUGUUAAAUUGAUGCUUCUAUUUUUCAGCUAACCUUUUUGUGAUUAUAAAAUUGAUAAAUUCAGUAAUAUAAAAUUACCCUGCACUCCACUUAAUGUGAAAAUAAUUCUUGUAACUUCUGUAUAGUACAAAGAAAUGUGAAAAAUAGUGAAUGCCUCUGAGGGACCUGGAGUUAAGGUUUUAAUCAAAUAGAUUGUCUUCUGAUUAGUUUGCUCUACUUAGAUUGGUUUUGAGUUUUAUUCUCAAAUAUUGAAAAGCCAAAGUCAUCACGAGGAUCAAAUACUGAAUGAGAAAAACCCAAAGUACCUCAAAACCAUAGAUGAGGUUACAGUUUCUCUUUGUGGCAAGUAGCAUUGUCUUUGUAUGGUUUGAAGUGACUACAAAGUGUAUUUUACACUUAAUGCUUAAAACGCUGGAUCAUUCUAAUCCAUUUAGGAAAAUUGUGGGCUCUGUUCAAAACUGAAGUGUCCUACCUUUUUACCUUCAAGUGUUCAGAAAGCAGUAUUUACCAAAAGACUUCAAGAGGCUAGUUGCAUUUCUUAAAUUGCUGUUUUUAUUUUAGGAACAUAAAAGGUAAAAUCAUAACUGGAAAAAUUUAUGGGGCUUUUUGCAACUCGCUGCUGGUGGAAAUAGGUAUGGAAUCCGAGAAGCCAAUAAUAACUGACUUCAAAUAACUAAACUCAAUCUUGAAAUCUGGGGAACAGUGAGUACGAUCACAGCUCUAACCAAAUGAUUUAUUAAAGCAAGGUUGUGACACAUCCAGCAUAUUAAGAUACAACAGUUACAAAAUAUAACAAUGGUUCCUUCAUCUUUGGUUACUGACUUAAAAGGUUGUCUCUGGGUUUCACAGCUGCUAUCCGUUCCAGUCUUGACUGAACCUAGGGGGUAGAUAGAAUGUUAUUUUGCAAAUAUUAGUUCACUUAAAUGGCCAAAGACUGCACUUUAACUGAAGAAAAUUACUGGUUUUGACAAAAAGCUUAACCUGUGUUCUUCUAAGAGUAACAUGUAUGCUAUUGGAAUAAUGUUGCAUUUCUCAUUAAAGGCCAAGUGACCGUAUAUAGUAAACAGAAAUUAAAGUGCCAAAUGAUACCUUCAUUUACCCUGCACGACUGGGGCACGGGAAGGGCCCUGGACAUAGGGGUGGGCAGGAUGAUGAUGAUGGUAUUUGUUAGGUGCUUACUAUAUGCCAGGCACGGUACUAAGCGCUGGGGUGGAUAAAAGCAAAUCAAGUU